GUUCAGGGGGUGGUGUCCUCUAGCCUUUCCCCGUCACAACUCUCUCUGCUGAGACAUAAGAAGAGUCCUAUCCACAGAGCAGGGACUGAUGCUUCUACUGGAGCCACAGAUAUUGAAGUUCCGACAUUCAGUUCCUGAAAUCUGACCAUCAGAUCCUGAGCUUGGAAACCAAUACACCAGAUCUCGUAGACAAGGACAGACUUCUGGUUACCAAAUAACUAUCUCAACUAUAUGAAGCAAGAUGAAACGAUGUGGCCAAGAUCCAGCAAAGCCACAUUAACAGGUCAACUCUUAAUCUACCCAGAUCACAAAUUGGUCAAAAACUAACCCUGCAGGAACAUGGCGGUCAUCCUGCAUAUUCUCUCCUGCUUGCUGGGCCUAGGUUCCUGGGUUGCCAUCAAUGGGGUAUGGGUGGAGCUGCCUCUCUUAGUGCCUCAUACCCCAGAAGGCUGGGAGCUUCCCGCGUACCUGUCUCUACUCAUUCAGUUUGCUAACAUUGGGCCACUGACUGUUACACUUACCCAUAAGUUUUGUCCAGGAAGUCUCAGGGAGGGAUUGGUAAUAUUUGUGAUUUUGGCAGUAGGUGUUGUCUCCUGCAUCUUGCUGGCUUUCCUCUGGCAGGAAACGAGUUGGGUGGGUUCAUCACGGAGAAGUACUGCUCUUCUGUGUCUCCUCUUCUUCCUCUCAUUGGUGGACUGCACUUCUUCAGUUACUUUUCUUCCUUAUAUGACUCGUCUCCGGCCAAAUUACCUUAUCUCAUACUUCAUUGGAGAGGGUCUAAGUGGGCUGAUGCCAGCAUUACUGGCUUUGGCACAAGGUGUUGGUGUAAUGAGCUGUCAACCAAUAAACAUAACAGAACCAAAUGGAUCGUAUGCCAUAGGAAACCUAACAGCUGUCUACCAGCCAGCCAGAUUCCCAACAUGGGGCUUCUUUUUGUUUCUGGCGGGUAUGAUGGGUCUUUGUCUAAUUGCCUUCAUCAUCCUUCACAAGAUGCCCAAAGUGGAGGGCCACCAAGAGGCAGGUAUAAGCAAGAGAAGGAAAAAAGAAUCUUGGAACACAGGAGUUGAGCAGAAGCCAAUGAUGGGGGAGGAUGAGACUGGAAAGGAGGAUGCAAAGAAAGAAGUAGGAAAGUACUCAAUGUGGGAGAAGGUCUUCAUCUACCUCAUCCUGGCCUGGGUCAACGCUUUGACGAAUGCAGUGCUGCCAUCUGUCCAGACUUACUCCUGCAUGCCUUAUGGAGGACGCGUUUAUCACCUGUCUGCCACACUAGCUUCCAUUGCAAACCCAGCAGCAUGCGGCAUUGCCAUGUAUCUACCCACCAGGUGUCUCCUGACUGUAAGCGUUCUGACGGCGAUCGGUUCCGGGAUUGGCUCAUACAUUAUGGGUAUGGCAGUGUUAAGCCCAUGUCCACCUCUUCUCAUGGAUAACAUUGGAGGCAUCCUCAUUGUUGUGGCCUGGAUCCUGUUUGUGGGAGUUCUGUCCUACGUGAAGGUGAUACUAGGAGUGAUCCUGCGAAGUGAAGGACACAGCGCCCUCGUGUGGUGUGGGGCAGUGGUGCAGCUGGGCUCUAUGCUGGGAGCUCUUACCAUGUUCCCGCUGGUAAACGUCUACACCAUGUUCCAGUCUGGUGACCCCUGUAAUCAGAGGUGCCCCCAAUAAAGUCACCUACAGUAAUGACCGCUCCAGCGAGACAGGUUAUGGGGACAGGAAAUGAGUAGAGGACUGGGGGGGGGGGGGGGG
Bufo bufo (common toad) is the source of this 1740-nucleotide messenger RNA. RefSeq names its product solute carrier family 52, riboflavin transporter, member 3-B-like. The coding region runs from base 340 to 1659 and encodes 439 amino acids. Gene Ontology annotation, biological process: riboflavin transport. The transcript is spliced from 4 exons. Gene Ontology annotation, cellular component: plasma membrane. The record is from RefSeq and is a predicted model, not a curated record. Gene Ontology annotation, molecular function: riboflavin transmembrane transporter activity. Lineage: Eukaryota; Metazoa; Chordata; Amphibia; Anura; Bufonidae.